CCUAAAGAAGUAGCUGACAUCUUUAAUGCCCCCAGCGAUGAGGAAGAUUUCGUUGGCUUCCAGGAUGAUGUUCCCAUGGAAACCCUCUCAUCUGAGGAGAGCUGCAACAGUUUUGACUCACCGGAGCCAGGGAAAAAGCAGGACGUGCGCUUCCAUUCCAAGUACUUCACGGAAGAGCUGAGAAGAAUUUUUGUAGAGGACACUGACUCAGAGACCGAAGACUUUCAAGGCUUUUCUCAGAGUGAUCUGGGCGCCAACAGUGACUCAGAAAUAAUGAUUGUGGAAUCGGAUCUGAGUGAUGACAGCAAUACCUCUAUAGUGAGUGAGGAAGAGGAAGCUGAUGAAGAGGAGGAAGAAGAAAAGGUGACCCCUAGAAGAAGCAGGUCUAGAAGAAGCAGUCUCGGGCUGCGGGUAGCCUUUCAGUUCCCCACCAAGAAAUUGGCAAAUCAAACAGAUAAGAAAAGCAGCUCCUCUGAGCCAUCAGAGCUCAGCUUACAGAACAAUAGAAAGACAGUUCUUGGAAGACAGAAGAGCUGCAGACAGAGGAAGCAGAGGGAAGAGCCUGCAUCCGAGUCUGACGAUGACUCCAGGGACGAGGGCCAGGAGAGCUCGGAUGCCCUGCUGAAAAGGACCAUGAACAUCAAGGAGAACAAAGCCAUGCUUGCCCAGCUGCUGGCAGAAUUGAACUCUAUGCCAGAUUUCUUCCCAGUACGAACCCCAGGCUCGACUUCUAAGAAAACCCCGCGCCGGGCAUUCUCGGAGGGACAGCUCCCGCGCCGCACAAACCCCACGCGGAGUGCCCGGCCUCCGGAGAAGUUUGCCCUGGAGAACUUCACAGUCUCAGCCACCAAACUGGCCGAAGAAUUUUACGGUUUCAGAAGAAGGAAGACAAUUAGUGGGGGGAGAUGCCAGGGGUACAGACGAAGUCGCUGCGCCUCCUCUUUUCGGCCAGUGGAGGACAUCACUGAAGAGGAUUUAGAAAAUGUGGCCAUCACUGUCCGAGAUAAAAUCUACGAUAAAGUUCUGGGCAACACAUGCCAUCAGUGUCGGCAGAAGACCAUUGACACCAAGACCGUGUGUCGUAACCAGGGCUGUGGAGGUGUGCGGGGCCAGUUCUGCGGGCCAUGUCUGCGGAACCGCUACGGGGAGGACGUGCGAUCGGCCCUGCUGGACCCGGAUUGGAUGUGCCCUCCUUGCCGUGGGAUCUGCAAUUGCAGCUACUGUCGGAAGCGGGACGGCCGCUGCGCCACCGGGAUCCUCAUCCAUCUGGCCAAGUUUUAUGGCUACAAUAACGUUAAGGAAUACCUGGAGAGCUUACAAAAGCAGCUGGUCAAAGAGGAGGAUUAA
Molecule: messenger RNA, 1347 nt
Organism: Elephantulus edwardii (Cape elephant shrew)
Lineage: Eukaryota; Metazoa; Chordata; Mammalia; Macroscelidea; Macroscelididae
Gene: CDCA7L
Product: cell division cycle associated 7-like
Exons: 9
Coding region: 76-1347 (423 amino acids)
Biological process (GO): regulation of DNA-templated transcription
Cellular component (GO): nucleus
Source: RefSeq, a predicted model, not a curated record